UGACAGUGACGUAAUUCUACUUCCGCUAGCAUUAGCGGCCGGUGUUUGUUGACAGCAACGCCGCAUAUCACAACUCAACUGUGGUAGUUCGUCGUGUUGUUGGGACAAAAUGGCAUCAUCUAGCUCAUACAAACUCCGGUGCUCCAUCCCGGGCCAUGAGAUGGAUGUAAGGGGACUCGCGAGUGCUGUUUUUCCAGAGGGAGCUUUUGUGUCUGUGUCCAGAGACCGAACCGGAAGAGUCUGGGUACCAAACUCAAGCCCUGAUAACGGUUUCACAGAGAUGCACAGUAUUUCUGGCCACACCAAUUUUGUAUCCUGCGUAUGCGUCAUCGCUCCCAGUGAAACAUAUCCUCGAGGACUCAUUGCCUCAGGUGGAAAUGAUAAUAACAUAUGUGUGUUCACACUGGACCAAGCACAGCCGGUAUUCACUCUCACAGGUCACAAAAACACAGUUUGCACUCUGUCUUCUGGGAAGUUUGGCACACUUUUAAGUGGCUCCUGGGACACCACCGCCAAAGUGUGGCUCAAUGAAAAGUGCAUGAUGACCCUGCAGGGCCACACCGCAGCAGUGUGGGCAGUGGUCAUCUUACCUGAGCAAGGCCUUAUGCUGUCCGGAUCAGCAGACAAGACCAUAAAGCUUUGGAAAGCUGGUCGCUGUGAGAAAACGUAUACAGGACAUGAGGACUGUGUCCGAGGGCUGGCAGUGAUCAGCGACACUGAGUUCUUCUCUUGCAGCAACGACGCAAGUAUCAGAAGGUGGCUGGUGACUGGGGAGUGUGUACAGGUCUACUACAGCCACACCAACUACAUCUACAGCAUAUCCGUCUUCCCCAAUUGCCAAGACUUUGUAACAACGGGAGAGGACAGGACUGUGAGGAUAUGGAGGCAGGGAGAGUGCUCUCAGACCAUCCGUCUGCCCGCCCAGUCCGUCUGGUGCUGCUGUAUUCUACCUAACGGCGAUAUAGCCAUUGGAGCCAGUGACGGCAUUAUCCGCGUGUUCACGGAAGUCGUAGACCGCAUUGCGAGUGCAGAGGACCUGCAGGCUUUUGAGGAUGAACUCUCCAAAACCAUCAUUGACCCUAAGACGGGCGACCUCGGAGACAUCAAAAUUGAGGAUCUUUCUGGAAGGGAACACCUUGAAGAGCCUGGGAAUCGUGACGGACAGACGCGUCUGAUUAAAGAAGGAGAUAAGGUGGAGGCAUAUCAGUGGAGUGUCAGUGAUGCCCGCUGGAUGAAAAUCGGAGAUGUGGUCGGGGGCUCCAACGCGACCUCCAAGAGUGUGAUGUAUGAAGGAAAGGAAUAUGACUUUGUCUUCACCAUUGACGUGAAUGAGGGCGGGCCGUCCAUGAAGCUUCCCUACAACGUGGCAGAGGACCCUUGGCUGACAGCGCACAACUUCCUGCAGAAGAACGACCUCAGCCCCUCGUUCCUCGACCAGGUUGCCAAUUUUAUAAUAGAGAAUACCAAAGGACAGGUGGUGGGACCAAACCCGCCCGCCGGAGGAGACCCAUUCACCGGAGGAGCUCGGUAUAUCCCCGGAGCUUCUGAUGAGAGGUCAGCCUUUGGAGCUGAUCCCUUCACAGGCUCCGGUCGCUACAUCCCAGGGUCGGGUCCGAGCCCAAUUGCUUCUUCAGGUGUGGCAGAUCCCUUCACAGGCGGAAGUGCGUACUCCUCAGCAGCUCUCAGACAGGCGUCGACUAACAUCUACUUCCCCAAAACUGAUGGAGUGACUUUUGAACAAGCCAACUCCGCGCAGAUCAUUGCCAAGAUAAAGGAGCUGAAUGGAAGUGCCCCUCAGGAGUACAAGCUUUCCCAAGAGGCUCUGGAGAGUCUGGUGAGGCUGCUGGGGUCCAUCUCUGAGCCCAACUCCUCCGAAGCUCCCCCAACCAUCCAGGAGAUCAACCUGCUGUGGAAGGCCUCUCACUGGCCUGAAGACAUUGUGUUUCCUGUGCUGGACAUUAUGAGGCUGGCAGUGCGCCACCCGACGGUUAACGAGACCCUCUGCGGAGAGGCAGAGGGGGUCCAGCUGUGCAACCACCUGCUGAGCCUGAUGAGCCCUGAGGGUCGCCCUGCCAACCAGAUGCUGGCGCUGCGGACUCUGUGUAACUGCUUUAUGGGCAGACAGGGCCGGGCCCUCCUCCUGGCCCAGCGAGAAACGGUUCUAUCACGAGCUGCCGACCUGGCCGGCAUCUGCAAUAAGAACAUCCACAUUGCCCUGGCCACUUUGGUGCUCAACUACGCUAGCUGCCUGCACAGCCAACCAGAUCUCGAGGCCAAGGCCCAGUGCCUGUCUGUGGCCAGCCGGGCUCUGGAGACGGUACAAGACAAGGAGGCUGUUUUCCGGCUGCUGGUGGCCUUGGGAACCAUCGUGUCCUCGGACCAGUCAGCCAGAGAGCUGGCUCGCUCCCUGGGGGUCAACUCUCAGAUUUCCAAAUACUCAUCUGUGUCCGACCCAUCAAAGGUGGCCGAGUGUUGCAAGCUGGUUUUAAAAGAAAUGCAAUGAUGUGAAUGAUUAGAAAAAAGCACUUCUUUCUUACGAUCACUCUGUUAUGCUUAAUCGGUUGUGGUGGAGACUUCAAUACUUGUAUGUUCUGCAAUAAAAAAGGACACAUUAAUGCUAAGCCUGUGUUUUCGAUUACUGCACCACCUUUUUCAAGCCCCUUGACUAAUUUGUUUGGAAAUGUUGGGCAACUGCAUGUAAUAAUUGAUUAUAAAUGUGUGUGAAAUAUUAUUAAAACACUGUAAAGUUAAAUCACUAUGCAAAAGGAAACUGGUGAAGGAUAUUGUGAUUUCAGAAUUUUCUAACUUUUCAGAUGGCUAGUAAAAUAAUUGACUGCUACUUUGUAACCAGUAGACUACUUAUUUGGUUAAAAAAACGAUUUGCCACUAAUAAGAAAAAGGAGUUGGUGCGCCACACACUUAAUUAUCCCUCCGAUGGAAAUUAUCUGCAGUAAUUAAUGCUUUUUUGCAUCAGUUUAUGGUGAAGAUCUUUAUCCGUGUAAAGGAAAACAAAAUGAAGGUGACAUACAUAAUUUAAAAUUAAAUAGGCCAUAAUAGAUUUGUGUGGAUAUGAUUUCUGUAUUUAGUUUCUUGGAGUGAGCUCUUUAAAUGUUCAUGUGACAUUUAUAAAUAAUAAAUAACCCCUGGAUUUUAA
This is a messenger RNA of Gymnodraco acuticeps, 3154 nucleotides long. It is a transcript of the gene plaa, whose product is annotated as phospholipase A2-activating protein. Gene Ontology annotation, molecular function: ubiquitin binding. The record is from RefSeq and is a predicted model, not a curated record. Gene Ontology annotation, biological process: ubiquitin recycling; proteasome-mediated ubiquitin-dependent protein catabolic process. The transcript has 13 exons. Gene Ontology annotation, cellular component: nucleus; cytoplasm. Bases 110 to 2503 code for a protein of 797 amino acids. Lineage: Eukaryota; Metazoa; Chordata; Actinopteri; Perciformes; Bathydraconidae.